ACUCAAACCCGUAGGUUUUUAUCCACGUGCCGCCGCACCGGCCAACCCCGCGCCCCUCGACCGUCUCCGUCGCCGCGCCACCCGCACCGGGACCCAGUAUGGCCGCCUCCGGCGCAUAUCCGGGCACGGCGUUCAAGAUACUCCUCUCCUGCCCCGACGGCCUCCCUCGCUCCCGCGUUUCGGUGAAGUUUGGUCGGUCAUUCGACAGGAUUCCCCAUCCUGAUGCAGCCUUGGAGGAAUCUAUAAGUGAGGUGUGGGACCAAAGCCUUCAGCGGAACCCAUAUCUAUACAGCGGUACAAAGUUUCGGUAUGGAGGAAAUGCCUUGCACUACAAAGAUGACUCAGAUCAUGAUCUUGAGUACUGUGUCUCACUUCAUUUGGGUCUCACAGACUACAGGACAUUUGUGGGAACAAAUCUCAAUCCAUUGUGGGAAUUUUUUUUGGUUCCAUCUGAAGAUGAUUCUGUACAUUGCCAACACUUGUCAGAUGCACUGGGAAAUGGUGCUAUAGUUGAAACAUCUGACAAAAAGAUUAUUGUAUUGCAAAGGAGCUACAAUGUGGCGGACUAUCCAGGAUACUAUGUUUUCCCUGGAGGACACUCGGAGCCGCAAGAAAUUGGAAUCAUGGGUCAUCAAACUGAUGAAGAAGACUUUGCUAGUCUCACUGAACGAGUUUCACAAGAAAUGUUUGACGGAGUCAUCCGUGAAGUGGUUGAGGAAACUGGAGUUCCUGCUAGCUCCCUAACUGAUCCUGUCUUCAUUGGAGUUUCCCGCCGAGAAGUUAACGUUAGGCCGACUGCGUUCUUUUUUACAAAAUGUAACAUUGAUUCCAGUGGCGUAAGCGAGCUUUAUUCUAGAGCUCAAGAUGGCUAUGAAUCUACUAAACUCUACACAGUAUCCGUUGAAGAGCUACAAGGAAUGAGGCAGCGGAUGCCUGGAUGCCACAACGGUGGUAUUGCUCUGUAUGAGUUGAUGAGGAAUGCUGCAAAAAAAAGUGAAGAUGUCAUUGAUGAAUAGUUCUGAUGGUGUUAUUACACCACAAACAAGUGUGGAGGUAUUCGCAUCUCGUACAAACACCCGUGCAGAACACUGCAUGUGACAUCCAUCAGAUUGCUGUUCUUUGCAGUAGAUAUGUGCCAUUUCCAUGUUUGUUGAGCCUGACAUAGGUCUCCUUAGACCGCUGCAUAAGUGCCCACAAAGAGCAUGAAGCUUAAAGUUUCCUCUGAAUACUACCGGAAUAAAUUUCAUCUCCGGAUGUACCACCAAAGGAGGCACACCAGAGCGGCAUCAUGAUGCUAAUCUACAUGGUGAGAUGACCCGUGGAUUGUAAUGUUCUUUCAGGAUUGAAUUUCCUGGGCAAGUGAUGCCUGAAUCUGUCAGCUGUUCUUCUGUUGGUUUCUGCUGUAGCGGUGUACUAGGAGUAUGUAGGAACCGAAGGUGAAGCUUACAUUACUUUGCUCUGAGAACGUUUAUAUACUUGUUACCUUUGGUAUGGAUAUACUAGUUCGUGC
Messenger RNA from Zea mays, 1510 nucleotides. RefSeq names its product nudix type motif 22. The transcript is spliced from 10 exons. NCBI's taxonomy places the organism in Eukaryota, Viridiplantae, Streptophyta, Magnoliopsida, Poales, Poaceae. The record is from RefSeq and is marked validated. The coding region runs from base 99 to 1016 and encodes 305 amino acids. Gene Ontology annotation, molecular function: GDP-mannose hydrolase activity.